Condylura cristata (star-nosed mole) is the source of this 1185-nucleotide messenger RNA. It is a transcript of the gene BMP15, whose product is annotated as bone morphogenetic protein 15. Gene Ontology annotation, molecular function: growth factor activity; cytokine activity. The transcript has 2 exons. Gene Ontology annotation, biological process: BMP signaling pathway; SMAD protein signal transduction. Gene Ontology annotation, cellular component: extracellular region. The coding region runs from base 1 to 1185 and encodes 394 amino acids. The record is from RefSeq and is a predicted model, not a curated record. NCBI's taxonomy places the organism in Eukaryota, Metazoa, Chordata, Mammalia, Eulipotyphla, Talpidae.
AUGGUCCUCCUCCACGUCCUUAGAAUCCUCAUUAUCUGGGGCCUGGUGCUUUUUAUGGAACACAGUGGACAAAUGACCAAGGAAGGGCAGCUUUCCACUGCCCGCCUGGCUGAAGCGCCCACCUUGCCCUUGAUUUGGGAAUUGCUCGAAGAAAUCCCUGGCAAGCCGCAGAGCAAGCCACGGGUCCUAGGGCACCCUUUGAGGUACAUGCUGGAGUUGUACCAGCGUUCAGCUGACAAGCUUGGGCACCCUAGGGAGAACCGCACCAUCGGGGCGACCAUGGUGAGGCUGGUGAGGCCCUUGGCCAACGUGGCAAAGCCCCUCAGAGGCCCCUGGCAUAUACAGACCCUGGGCUUUGCUCUGAGACCCAACCGGGUGGUGUACCAGCUAGUCCGAGCCACAGUGGUUUACCGUCACCAACUGCACCUAACUCAGCAGCAACUCUCCUGCCAUGUGCAGCCCUGGGGCCGGAGAGACCCAACUAACCACUUUUCUACUUCAGGAAGAGCUUCCUCAAAGCCUUCCCUGCUUUCCAAAGCUUGGGCGGAGAUGGAUAUCACACAGCAUAUUCAACAAAGGCUCUGGAAGCACAAGGGACGUAGGAUUCUCCAGGUCCAGUUCGUGUGUCAGCAGCAAAAGGGUACUGAAGUUGUUGCACACCACUGGCGUGGCACCGCCUCCUUGGACAUUGCCUUCUUGCUCCUCUACUUCAACGACACUCAUAAAAGUGUUCACAAGGCCAAGAUCCUCCCCAGGGGCAUGCAGGAAUUCAUGGAAAGGGGUUCUCUUCUCUUGCGGAGGGCCCGGCAAGCAGGCAGUCUCAGGCCUGAGGUUCCUGGCUCCUCCCGGGAGCAUGAGAGGCCUGAAGGUAGCCAGUGUUCCCUCCACCCUUUCCAAGUCAGCUUCCACCAACUGGGAUGGGAUCACUGGAUCAUCGCACCUCAUCUCUAUACCCCAAACUACUGUAAGGGGACCUGCCCUCGAGUGCUCCGCUAUGGUCUCAAUUCUCCCAAUCAUGCCAUCAUCCAGAACCUUGUCAAUGAGCUGGUAGACCAGAGCGUCCCCCAGCCAUCCUGUGUCCCUUAUAAAUAUGUUCCCAUUAGCAUCCUUCUGAUUGAGGCAAACGGGAGUAUCUUGUACAAGGAGUAUGAGGACAUGAUCGCCCAAUCCUGCACUUGUAGGUGA